Molecule: messenger RNA, 4401 nt
Organism: Gallus gallus (chicken)
Lineage: Eukaryota; Metazoa; Chordata; Aves; Galliformes; Phasianidae
Gene: TGIF2
Product: TGFB induced factor homeobox 2
Exons: 3
Coding region: 1046-2239 (397 amino acids)
Biological process (GO): regulation of transcription by RNA polymerase II
Molecular function (GO): RNA polymerase II cis-regulatory region sequence-specific DNA binding; DNA-binding transcription factor activity, RNA polymerase II-specific
Source: RefSeq, a predicted model, not a curated record
GGGGCUGCGCGGCGCGGGAGGAAUGCACGCUGCAGGUGUGCGUCUUACCGCGCUGCUCCGGGGGACGGGCGGCCCCCGGGAGGGCGGAGCUCAGCUGCUGUCGAAAUACGGAAAGAAAGAGGAAGGUAAAAAAACCGAAACGAUCACAUGCUAGGAAUUAGGAGGGGAAAAAAAGUGGAUUAAGAGAGAGCGGUGUCUGGCCGUCGCCUCGGGCCCCGCAUCGCCCACACCUCGAACGUAAAGCAGACCCGGCCGUGCUGGGAGAGUUCAGAGAAGGGCACCUGAGAGUCCGACAGCAAAGAACGGGAUUUGCUACAGCGGCUUGAUUUAAACGGGGCGAAAGAGGAGCUAGGGGCAUGCGUGCAGUUACGCUGCUGGUUACACGGAGCCGAGGAGCUGCUCCUGGGACCGGAUCGGAUCCUUCAACCGCACCUUCUCCAGAGCCGCCCGCAGCUGCCGGCCGGGUUUCCAGCAGCACUGCAGUGCUCAGCGCCGGCGGUGGGGCUGCUCUGCUUCCGUGCGGCGAGCUGUGCUCCCAAAGGCAUCUCAUCCCGUUUGGGCAGAGCUGCUUCAUCUGCAGUGGGUGAAGAAGUAUCAGCAAACCCGCGAACUAUUUUCUUGUGAAGGGUUCACGGGUUUUACUCCUAAAAACACCCCCCAAACAACAACGACCACCAAAACAAAACAAAAAACAAAACUCGCAAAGCAGUUCUUUCAGAGGUGUGCUGUUUCAGCCCCCAAACCAAAACUAGGCAUAAUGCCAGGAGUGUUUGCUCGAGGCAGGGACACCGAGUCAGGAAUCCAUCUUUUGAGGUCAACCUGAAGCAGCCGCUUUCUCCUCUCCUCGCCGGGCCACACCGUCUCCAGCCUCCUCGCUCAUCAGAGAAGGACGUUAUCAUUCCUGAGGAGCGCAGCACCUCUGUCGUUCAGAUCGUGUCCGUCAAUCCCCUGACCACGGGCUUUGCCCAGAUUUCGGCUCGCCAGCGGCCGAAACCCCGCCGCUCGGAGCUGUAUUUUCUGCCCGCAGCCGAAGCAGCGCUGGCACAUGGCAGCCUCGCCAGGGAGGUUUCUCCCAGGCCCCAACCCCCCCGCGCAGCGCUGCCGGCGGCUCCACGCCCCCUCCUCUCGGCCCCCCCCCCGUCCCCCCCCCGUUCCUCCCGCAGUUUCUGCUCCGGUGGGGGCACGGCUCGGGCAGGCGGCGCUGCGCAGGGCCCCCGCCGGGAGCCCCUUCCUUGCAUCAAAGAAUACAAAUUCAACAGCGACAGGAGGCGAAGGAAGGAGGGAGCGGCGCCCGAGCGGAGCCGGCUGCCCCGCGGCCCUAUCGGUUCGCUUGCACCCCCUCCGGCACUGCCCGUCCGAUUGUUUUCCAAACGGCCGAAGUUUAACGGCAUUAUCAUGUCAAUGGGCUCGGAGAGGCUCGAAGCAGGACCGCGCCGCGGGCAGCCCCGCCAUGUCGGACAGCGACCUCGGGGAGGACGACGGCGCCGCGGCUCUGGACCCGUCGCAGUCGAACAAGAGGAAGAGAAGGGGCAACCUGCCCAAGGAGUCCGUGCGGAUCCUGCGGGAAUGGCUGUACGAGCACCGCUUCAACGCGUACCCCUCGGAGCAGGAGAAGCUCAGCCUCUCGGGGCAGACCAGCCUCUCCGUGCUGCAGAUCUGCAACUGGUUCAUCAACGCCCGGCGGCGGCUGCUCCCUGACAUGCUGCGCAAGGAUGGGAAGGACCCCAACCAGUUCACCAUCUCUCGCCGAGGGGGCAAGGCUGGCGACGUGACCCUGCCGCGGGGGGCUGCCGCUGGCUCUGGAAUGCUGGUGGUUCCUCCUGUGACGGCAGGGGGGGCUGCCAAGGUGCUGCCAAUAUCCAUGUGCCCGCAGGUACUGUGCCAUCCCACCCAGGCGCUAGGUGGCAACCUGGCGGUGCUGGGUGCCCACAGCCCCGAGCGGGAGAAGCAGCCCGGCCUGCAGCGAGUGGAGCCAGACCCCCACCCCAAAGCUCCACCAGGUGCCGCCGGCAGCACUGUGGCCCUGCUGGCGCGUGCCGAGGCCGCCAGCCCCACCAGCGGACUCUUCAACACGCCGCCCCCCACGCCCCCUGAGCUCUUCGGUGACGACUUCAGCAGCUUCCAGCUGCUGGUGGAGGUGGCGCUGCAGAAGGCGGCCGAGCUGGAAUCACAGCGGCAGGGCGGGCAGCUGCCCCUCUCACCUCAGACUGAGCCCCCGGGCGCCUCUGUCGCCAAAUAGCCCCCGGUCCGGGUCCUGCGGGGUGCCCUUCCUCGGGGGUGCCCAACCUCCAGUCUUCUGCCACCCACGGGGCCCCUUUUCUCUGGCCUCAGGAGCCUGUGACCACCUGCACCCCCACACAGCUCAUCUCAGAAGCAGACCUGUGCAUCCCCAUACCUCUGCUGGCCAAGGGGGUGAGGAGAGGAGAGGAAGGGCUGUCUCGCCCCAUCCGGGGGAGAUGCCUGCCACCACGGAGCUCCCGCUGGGGACGGGGCCCUGGGCACCGGGACCAGACCUCUAUGGCCAAGAGACCUCUCCUUGCCAUGACCGAUGGUCGCUGUGCGAAGCCACGGAACUCCCUCGGAAAACCUGCUGACUUCUUUUUCUCGUUCCUGGAAACAAGGGUCCAGCCAACACCACUUUUUCAGGGAGAAGAAGAGAGAAUAUAUAUAUUUUUUAAGUUCGUGUCUGUUUUAAGGAUUGUGGAUGAAGUUCUUUGUCCUCCCAGAUGUCUCUGAUCCUCUUUGUACCUUUCUCCAGUUUUUGCAGAGGGCCGUUGGAGUGCCCUGUGUCGGCCAGGAGCCACAUCCUGCCUGGGGAAGGGCAGGGGACGGGCGAACUGGGAACUUGAAGCCUGUGACAAAUGUGGGACCCUCAUCUUCUGCCUUAGGGUGUGACAGAUGCUGCCAGUAGAAAUCUUGAUGGUGCUGUUUAGCAGUUGUUUUUUGGUUUUAUUAUUUUUGUUGCUGUUGAAACCUUUUCCCUUUAAUUGUGAUUUAUGGUUUUUGGUUUCUUUUUUUUAUUUUAAAUUUCUUCAACAAACAUUUCCAUGAUUUCCCCGCGUUUCUCUCAUGUUCCUGCUGAAGAUGUGCACGCUGUCCUGGAGCAGAGGGCAUGCUGCAGAGCUUGAGGAGCACCGACUGCAGGCUGCUGCAAGGGGCGGAUGCGAAGCCAACUGUGAAAUUUUUGUAUCCAAGGUUUUUGUUUUUAUUUUUAUUUUUUCAAAUAACAUUUGGAAAGAAGCGUGUUGGGCAGCCCAACACAACGCAGCCCAAGUGGUCCUCUGCAGGUGCACUGCUCACAGCCUGUGCACCACUGUCCCUGGAAAGCAGCCGAACGCUGGUGAGAUGCUUUGGGGGGGGGGGCGAGUCCUGCUGCUCCCCACUGCCCCCCCAGCCUUCCAACAGCACAGUGGGUGCUGGUGGUCUCCAGCAAGAGUUGGUGCCUGGGGGAGCCCUGGCACGGCAGAGCUUGCUGGCGCUGGGGCUGUUUUGGGUCAUGGGCAGCUUCUCCUGGGCAUCGCGUUCUGUGCUGGAGUGAGAGCCUGGGCACUGCAGGGGUCCGGGGACUGAGCUAUUGCUGUUUCACUGUACAUUGAAAGUUAAAUAGUGACACGUACACACCUAUGUUAUCUAUCCUGAAAAACACUAAUCGUAGGUUAUUAGCCUGAUGUUAAGUUGCGUGACUAGAGAUAAUGUCCACAGGACCUGGUGUUCUGCAGCAGAUGGAGCCUGGGGAGAGCACUGGCUUGGGGGGUUGUUUUUUGCCUCUUUUCUUGUUUGGAGGAAAGGUGACAGGAGAGGAAGGAGAGCUCCCAAGUGCUGAGGGGCUGGGGAUGGUUUGCCAGCAGUGCAUUGCAUUGGCUGAGUGCCCUUCUGCAGUGGGGGGCCAAGCAUCAGUGGUCCCCAGCCAGGCACGGGCACCAGUGCAGUGCUGUGGGUCUGAUGCUCACCAUGCAGUUACAAGCAUCACCUUGCUGAGCUCCCCGGGCUCUGGUUCUGUCCAGCUUUUGCCCUGUCCCUCCUUUCUGGGGAAAGCCCUGAACUUUAGGACUGCCUUCCUUAUUUGUAGGUAGCCCUUCUCCCCAGUGCUGUCCCCCUUGGCAGGGAGAGGCUUUUCCCUCACCUCCCCUUAUUUUUGCCUCAGUCAAACCAAAGUGGGGACGAGCAGUGCUGCUGCAGUGGGGGCCAGGAGCACUGCAGCUGUGCCCGUGAGACAGAUUGGUAUUGAUGGAAUGGUAUUGCCGCCCCGGGGAUGGACCUGAAAGAAUCUGGGGGGUUGGAGGGAGAGGGGUGGGAUUUUUGGAAUUAAAGUUUGGAGCAAAAAACUACUGUAAAUAUAUUUUUGUUUGUUCUUCUGUUGUCAAAUAAAAGUUUUUGUUUUGUUUCUUUUUUUAAAUACGA